Messenger RNA from Eruca vesicaria subsp. sativa (arugula), 543 nucleotides. The record is from the annotation of a GenBank genome assembly. Lineage: Eukaryota; Viridiplantae; Streptophyta; Magnoliopsida; Brassicales; Brassicaceae.
AUGCAGGAGACUGCUCCGUUACUUGACGAUUCUCAAACUGGAGGUCAAUCUGCGACGACGAAGGUGCCGGAGGUGGAGAUCCAUCUGUUUCUGACUGGGAGAGGUCUGGAUCCGAUCCAUGUUUUCAAGUGGAAUCUCGGAGGUGAGGAGCAAAAUCAGCUCGAGGUUGGACCUAUUCUUGUUAAAUAUGGAUUAAAAACCAUAUUCGCUUUCACUGUUGACUAUGGUCGAGGCGUCUGCGUCCCGAUCAAAUUUAACCCUAGGAACGGUCGGUCUCUGCUGACGUACAGAGAUGGUACCCUCGUUCACAUCAUAGCUGAACCUGAGAAUCCUGUGAGCAAAACCAUCCAAAGAAUCGUGAUUGGAGCUGUGUUUGCUACGCUGUUAAACACGUUUCUAGUGAGGCACCCUCCAGCGUGGAUCAAGAACAACUUCUCCAUUCAGGACUUACCUAUGUGGGUGCUCGUGUGCAUAAUGAUAGUACUCAUCAUAUUAAGGAAGAGAAGCAGAGACAUUUACAGGAAGUUUGGCUGGUGUCACUAG